GCGGGGCCGCAGCGGCACCGGCGGUGUCAGCACGUGGUGCGCGGGCAGCGGAACGGCGCGAGGAGCGGCGGGGCGGGGGGAGCGCCCGGUGCGGGGUAACCCCGGGGGGGGCCGCGCCCGUCGCGCCCCCGCAGCGGCGGCGUUUCGCUGAGCUCCGCUCCCGCGUCGCGUUUCGUAACGGCCGCGGCGGUGCGGGGCGGAACGGGCGUUGUUUCGGCGCCCCGCAACGUUCGCCUUCAAUAAAUUAAUUAAUGAAUCAGCGCCCGCACCGCACCGCACCCGCAGCCCGCGCUGACCCCGCGCUAAGCCGGGCGCGGCCUCCAUCCCCCUCCUCUUCAGCCCCUUCCCCGCAUCCCCAUUGCCGCAGCGGCGGAGCACCGCCCGCGGGUCCCGCACGGUUCGGCGCUGACCCACGCGGGGCGAUGCGGGGUCCCCACGCCCCCCAUUUCCCCCCCAGCCCGGAGCCCGCAGCCGCCGCCCCGCGCCGUCCCCGCAGCGCAGCUCUCACGCGUGACCUUGAGCGGGCGGCGGAGCCGUGACAGCUGCGGGCGGGCGGGGCCGGGCGGGGGGGUCCCCACGGGGCUGUGCGGGGUGCAGCGCGGAGGGGGUGGGGGGGGGGGGUCGCUGCGUGGCGCUGCCGUGCGGGGGCGGCCCCGCAGAUCACUCCCGUAGGGCCCGGGGGGGCUCCGCGCGGUGCGGUGUCGCGGUGCUGGGGGGGGAAGUGAGGAGGGGGGGGGGCUGACCUUGGGCUCCGCUCCGCGCUAUUGUUCGCGCCGCCGCUGUCCCCUUCUGCGAACUCUCCGUGUGUCCUCUUUGCUGCCCGCCACGCUGCCACCGCCGCCACAAACCUGAAGGACGUCCUGGCCUCCAUGAUCCCCAAGGAGCAGGCGAGGAUCAAAAGCUUCCGCCAGCAGCACGGCAGCACCGCCAUCGGGCAGAUCACGGUGGAUAUGGUGUACGGCGGGAUGCGGGGCAUGAAGGGGCUGAUCUACGAGACCUCAGUGCUGGACCCCGAUGAGGGCAUCCGCUUCCGUGGGUUCAGCAUCCCCGAAUGCCAGAAGCUGCUGCCCAAAGCGGCGGGGGGUGAGGAGCCGCUGCCUGAGGGGCUCUUCUGGCUGCUGGUGACGGGUGAGGUGCCCACCCCGGAGCAGGUGAGCUGGGUGUCCCGUGAGUGGGCCAAGCGGGCGGCGCUGCCUUCCCACGUGGUGACCAUGUUGGACAACUUCCCCACCAACCUUCACCCCAUGUCCCAACUCAGCGCCGCCAUCACCGCCCUCAACAGCGAGAGCAAAUUCGCGCGCGCUUACGCUGAGGGCAUCAACCGUGUGAAGUACUGGGAGUUUGUCUAUGAGGACGCCAUGGAUCUGAUCGCUAAGCUGCCCUGCGUGGCUGCAAAGAUUUACCGCAACCUUUACCGCGAGGGCAGCAGCAUCGGAGCCAUCGACCCCAACCUGGACUGGUCCCACAACUUCACCAACAUGUUGGGUUACACCGACCCGCAGUUCAUCGAGCUGAUGCGCCUCUACCUCACCAUCCACAGCGACCACGAAGGGGGCAACGUCAGCGCCCACACCAGCCACCUGGUGGGCAGCGCGCUGUCUGACCCCUACCUCGCCUUUGCUGCUGCCAUGAACGGGCUGGCCGGACCCCUGCACGGCCUCGCCAACCAGGAGGUGCUGCUGUGGCUGACGGACCUGCAGAAGGAGCUGGGCCAGGACGUGUCGGAUGAGAAGCUGAGGGAUUUCAUCUGGAACACACUCAAUUCAGGCCGGGUGGUGCCGGGCUAUGGGCACGCCGUGCUGAGGAAGACGGACCCGCGCUACACGUGCCAGAGGGAGUUCGCCCUCAAGCACCUCCCCAAGGACCCCAUGUUCAAACUGGUGGCUCAGCUCUAUAAGAUCGUCCCCAACGUGCUGCUGGAGCAGGGCAAGGCCAAGAACCCCUGGCCCAACGUGGACGCACACAGCGGGGUGCUGCUGCAGUACUACGGCAUGAAGGAGAUGAAGUACUACACGGUGCUCUUCGGGGUGUCCCGCGCGCUGGGCGUCCUCUCUCAGCUCAUCUGGAGUCGGGCGUUGGGAUUCCCCCUGGAACGCCCCAAAUCCAUGAGCACUGCGGGGCUGAUGCAGCUCGUGGGCUACAAAUCCGGCAGGAUCCGGCCGGGCUCCCCUGCCAGCGAGCACCAACCUUCCUCCUCUCCAGGGCAGGCAGAGCUGACCCGGGAGUUCCUCCAGCACGGGCGCAGGAGCUGGAGCCCUCUGGCCUUGCAGAGUUAAAGAGGAACGAAGGGUUUAAAAAAAAAAAAAAAAAAAGGAAAAAAAAAAAAAAUCCCCCCCUCCCUCCAAAAAAAAAAACAACCAAAAAAAAAAACCUAAAACAAAACCUUAAAACCAAAAAUCAGCUACAAAAUGAGGGAGGCCGGCGCUGGGCCGCAGCUCCUGUCGUGGUGCCGUGGGGCUGGGAGGGCUCCCAGCAGCCCCCUGCAGGAGCACCGCUUCGUGCCCUCGGGGCUGGGAGGGAAUUCCACGCAACGGCAGCAAAGAUGCACUCAAAUAAAUAUUUAAGGGGGGGGCGGGGUUGACCCCGGCGCAGUCCGAA
Messenger RNA from Gallus gallus (chicken), 2598 nucleotides. It is a transcript of the gene CS, whose product is annotated as citrate synthase. Gene Ontology annotation, biological process: carbohydrate metabolic process; tricarboxylic acid cycle; citrate metabolic process. Gene Ontology annotation, cellular component: mitochondrial matrix. The transcript has 12 exons. The record is from RefSeq and is a predicted model, not a curated record. Lineage: Eukaryota; Metazoa; Chordata; Aves; Galliformes; Phasianidae. Bases 870 to 2276 code for a protein of 468 amino acids.